AUGAAAGAUACUGCCGGUAUUUUGGAGCUUCCAAUUGACGAUCUGUUGGCUAAACGAUAUGAGAAGAGAAUGAGGAUGACUGUCCAAUCGAGAUUUCUCGGGAUGACUCGCUCGUCAAGAAGUGCGGCACUGUCAGCUGGUGGUUCGGUCUGUUCUUUGGAUUCCCGAGAUUCUUUUUUGGAUUUGUCGGAAAAUGAAACGGAUGACUCGGAUGCGGCCAGCAACAGGUCUUCGCCCAUCGAAACUGAAGACGACGAUACUUUCAAUUUUCCUGAGUUAAAUCCGAAUCUUUUGGCAAAAAUUGAAGCCGCGAAACAACGUUGGAGAGUAUUUUUUGAUUCCCGUCGGUGGAACCCGUUAUCCGAAGACGAAAUUUCAGAUCGUGCCUGUGAAGAUUUCCCUUCAGAUGACGAUUACGCUCCGUCUUCCUGUUGCGACGAUUCGGAUUUCAGUAGCAUUGAAAACCAAGCAGAUGAGAGUGAAACAGAUGGCCGAUCGGAAACAUAUUUUGACUCUUCCCUUUAUCUUGCAUCAGAAGACUAUUCCGAUGCGCCGAGUCCUCCAGCUUCCUCGUUUUCGAGUGUGUCUACCCCUUUGUUGCAGUUUUCAGGUGCGCCAAGCCAACCGAAGGAAGUUAUUCGGAACGAAGAUCGUUAUCCUCUCAUGGAACUCGUCAGUUUCAGCGUUCGUAGCAAUAGCUCAACAGAUGACAUUGCCGAGAAUAUCAAUCGAGUUAUAAAAAAGCUCGAUGUUGACAUGUAUUGCGCUAAUACUGCCAUGAAGCCCAGCAGUAUGGAACAAGAAGAAGAGGAGUAUGUGGUCGAAGAAGAAAUCGAAAUCCCUCAAGAAACAUUAGUCAAAAGAACUAGCCAGAAUUACAGCGCAACAUCUGGUAUUCAGCUAAGCAGCUACGCGUGUGUAUUGGAAGAAAACACCGACCGUCCAGAGCUGUCUUUCGGUUCUAAUCUAAACAGAAGCUUUUCUCGGGAUUUCGGGGCUUCAAGUCCUGACAUGUUCGCUUCGUGCAGUGAAGGCGAAGAAGAAAAAAUCGACUCAGCUGUUCAUCAACGAAAACCACCCAAUCCGCAUUUUUCAGCUCCACUGCCAAUAGCUGGUUCUACGUCUAAACUAGUACACAAGGCAAAGAGCACUAACGAUUCCAAUUCUUCGCAAUUGGGAAGACUACAGCCAAAAAAAAUUUUUGACUAAAACCAGAGAAAAGUCUUUGUCGGAUAGCUCUUCGUCGAAAAAUGGUAAAAGGGAUACCACGCAAAGUAGUAACCGCAAAUCUUCCAUUUUAGGCGGAUGGAAGGUUUUGGAGGAAAGUGCGCAAGAAGAAUCGCGGACAUUACAAGAUGUUUUUUGCCUUCAACUUCUAGUUCGAAGCGUUUGCCUACGCCAGGACCCGUCACACAUAGCAAAGCGUCACGUACCCAUUCUGACAUUACAAAUCCAGAAGUUGAAGCAAUGCCAGAAACUGUUAAUACUGUUCGCAAAAAGGAAACGACAAAUUGGUAAUGCCAAAAAGUGGAUUCAGUUUCUGCUCUCCAGGAAAUAUCUGUGAGUGAGACGAACCGUGUUGCUGAUGUUGAAACUACGGAAGUGCUCUUACCUUCUGCACAGGAACCUUCUAAGCCAAAGCCGAAAAAAUCUCGUAUCGAAUCGACAGCGAGGAAAUGUCACACUCGAGUAAGAGAUCCCAAUUUUAUAUCGGAAUCUGACAACGAAUCACGCGUUUCAGCUUCAAAAGCCCUACCGCGUAAGAAAGCACCAGUCAAAAGCAAGGUUGCUGAUACUGUUUCUCUCGAAGAAAAUACAACGGCAAAGUGUUCCUCUGAAAAUUUUCCUGCAAAGAAAACACAAUCUACCGGCAAAAAAUCAAAAACAAAGAAAUCGACAAAAACCAUUUCUAACGGAAAAAAAGAGCUACCCACUUCAAACGAAUUGAAUUCCUCAGAUUCUGUAUCUGCUGAUGCACUUAUCGAAAAAAUCCUUGCUGAAUCUAGAAGUUUCACUUCUAUGGCAACGCCUGGUACAGAAAAGCCAAAGGCGAAAGUAACUCGACGCAAAUUGUCUACGGAUUCACGCCCGUCAAAAAAAGCAAAAAUUUCCGAAGAGCCAAUAGAUGUCGCACUUUCCGUCGAAGAAAUUAUGUUGAAAUAUUCUGGCGAUGACAGCACGGAGGGUAAAUCGAAAGAUAUAACCUCUACGAAACGUUCAAAAUUCAAAGCUGGGUCAAAGCCUCUUGGCGAGUCAUCCGCGAUGGACAAGAAAUCAUCGCCAAAGAAGAACAUCAAGGUAAACAAAUCGAAGGAAAACAGAAGCAAAACAAAAUCGUCGGAAAACGGCGACAUUGAUGUACCUAAUCCGGAAGCUACCAUGAAGACCUCAGCAACAGCGAAAAAGAAGAGUGCAAAGAAAAUGACUUCGGUUGCUCAGGAGUCAUUUUCGGAAGAAUUCGAUCCACUGAGUUUCGUAGAAGAACUCCUGCAUGAGAGCCAUGGUGCUUCCCGGAAUUCCAUGCCACCUACCUCACCGCCUAAAGGGAAACCUGUAAAGGGACAGAAAGCAUCAGUUCAAGAACCUAAAUCUGUAGCUAAACGGCCAUCUAAACAACGGAAAGCUCUUUCAUAGUUGCUAAAAUACGUUCGUUAAAUAUUUUUAUUUAGAAGUAACUUAAGAAAAAACUAAAAAACUCCAUUAAACAAAAUGAUAAUUUCCCGAAAACAAUUUUCUGCUGAAAAACGGAAUAUUUGCUCAAAUCUGUGGUAAUCCGAGUGGAAUCACAUUGCUAUGAAUAUAUAUACAUUUCGUUAUA
Daphnia magna is the source of this 2818-nucleotide messenger RNA. RefSeq lists its product as uncharacterized. The record is from RefSeq and is a predicted model, not a curated record. The transcript is spliced from 6 exons. The coding region runs from base 1 to 1209 and encodes 402 amino acids. NCBI's taxonomy places the organism in Eukaryota, Metazoa, Arthropoda, Branchiopoda, Diplostraca, Daphniidae.